AUGUUGGCUGACUUGUUGGAGAAGCAAAUUGAUAAGGUUGGGAAGGAACACGUGGUGCAUAUUGUCACUGACAAUGGAGCCAACUUCAAGGCAGCAGGGAGGCUUUUAAUGGAGAGGAUCCCACAUCUAUUUUGGACACCAUGUGCAGCCCAUUGCUUGGAUUUGUUGUUGGAGGAUAUUGGGAAGAUCAAGGAAUUCCACACUUGCAUCAACAUGGCACAGAAGAUUGGAGAUCUUGUGAGGCCAGCUGUAACUCGCUUUGCCACUUCAUUUCUCACAUUGGCAAGCCUGCAUAAGAACAGGAGUGGAUUGAGGAAUUUAGUGGUUAGUGAUGAAUGGCAUGCUACCAGUUUCUCUACCACUCAAGAAGGCCGGCGAGUUGAGAACAUUAUCCUUUCAAUGCCAUUUUGGAAUAAAGUGGAAUUAUGCCUAAGAGCUUCACAACCACUUCUUGUAGCUCUAAGGAUAGCAGAUGGAGAUGAGACACCAGCAGCUCCUGAGAUUAUGGCAGCCAUGGAUGUUGCAAAGGCCGCAAUCAAGGAUUCUUUGCAACGCAAACCAGAUUUACUCAAAGAGGUACUAAAAUACUAUGAUAACAGAUGGGAAAACCAAAUGGAGCAGCAGUUGUAUGGAGCAGCCCUAUACUUGAACCCAAGCAAGUUCUUUGCCCUAAAGGAAAAGGAUAGGAGACAAGCAGGAAGGCUGAGAAUCAUGUUUAAUCAAGUUAUGUGGAAGAUGGUGACUGAUGAUGAGGAGCAGAACAAGAUAAGCAAGUAG
Molecule: messenger RNA, 777 nt
Organism: Miscanthus lutarioriparius
Lineage: Eukaryota; Viridiplantae; Streptophyta; Magnoliopsida; Poales; Poaceae
Source: the annotation of a GenBank genome assembly